UGGGAUGGCAACCCUACAAAUUUUUCCUACACAGUGGAAGUAAGAAACCCGCUUCGUGGUAAAUGGGAAAGGAAGUGUAUAUUGACAAAAAAUACAGAAUGUGAUGUCACUGUUCUGCUUAAGGAUGUCAACGUCGAUUAUAAUGUCCGAGUCAUUUCAGAAAUUUCCUCAGACGAUAUUCUUGUUGAAGAGUAUCCCUACGCGGAAAAGGCCCAGACUUUAAUCCUUAUGAUCAAACAAUCAUUGGAAAACCAGUUUUUGAAAGUUUUGACUUCAAUGAAGACCACACUGAACUCAAAGUUGUUGUUAAAUCUCCAGUAACACCCUACAGAUUCGAUAAUAAAAACUCUUAAGACUGUUCAUGAUAUGUUUGGAGAAGAUUUCCAGUAUACGCUUUUUUACAGGAAGGACGGCAGCACAGGAAAGAAAGAAGCACAUUCUGCAACCGAUGAAAUUGUUAUCAGCACAUCCAAAGGGGAAGGCUAUUGUUUUUUUGUGCGGGCCACCAUUCUGUCUCGCAAAACAAACCGUUACAGCCAAGACUCAGAUGAAAAAUGUGCCUCGUCUAAAGGCAGUAGUGAAUUUGAUUUUACUAUUCUGGUUGCUGUAAUUGUAGCAGUUGUCCUUCUCAUAGUUAUUAUAAUCCUGUUGGUGAUCGUGUGCUUGUGUAGAAAAAAGAAAGAAGAAAAGACGAAGGAGACAGAGCCACUAAACAAUGUUUAA
Messenger RNA from Staurois parvus, 723 nucleotides. The record is from the annotation of a GenBank genome assembly. Lineage: Eukaryota; Metazoa; Chordata; Amphibia; Anura; Ranidae.